Messenger RNA from Pieris macdunnoughi, 468 nucleotides. The record is from the annotation of a GenBank genome assembly. NCBI's taxonomy places the organism in Eukaryota, Metazoa, Arthropoda, Insecta, Lepidoptera, Pieridae.
AUGGCGGUCUGUGUUGCUGUGAUUGGAAAAGAUAACGCUCCCUUGUACAUUGGGGGAAUUGGUAAUGACACAAGCACGGAUAAUGAAUUAUCGAGACAGUGGCUAGUUCAUACAGCUCUUGAUGCGUUAGAAGAGAGACUAGUGUCUAGUAAUACUACUACAGCAAACACAGCAACAAAUGCAGCUCGUACUGAUUUAAGAGAUUUAUAUUUGGGCUUGUUAUAUUCAACAGAUACUCAUAAAAUUUAUGGUUAUGUUACAAAUACACGUAUUAAAUUGGUAUUGGUGACUAGCUCCACAUCACCAAGUGGCAGUAACAUAAGGGAUGCAGAAGUAAGAACUGCACUAAGGAGGUUACAUGCACUUUAUGCUGAUGCUAUUUGUAAUCCAUUCCACUUACCUGGUGAUCAAAUUACUUCCAUAAAGUUCGACAAGCAAGUGAAAAAUUUGAUGCUUAAUAAUGUUUAG